GUAGGACUCGGCUUUCAAAGGCGCCGGCGCGAUGCAUGGGCUGUUCAGCGUUGCCAGAAGCAGCGCGCUAUGGGGCAGGCGGUCCGAGCCGAGACGGCGGCCUUUGCCAGUCAAACCCUGCCCGCGAAUCAAUUCCCAGAAGUGGAUGGAUUCUUUGCGCACUUCAAUCAGCCGUGUCACCGCCGCCCCGUGCUGGCGAUCGUGGGCGGCACCGUGUUCGUGAAAAAAAACAUGUUGGCCGCAGACGUGUUCCGCCGCCUAGGUUUCAGGCUCGCGACUGCAGCGUCGGCGCCGCCGUCCCUGGCGAUCGUGGGCAGGGCCCAGCUGGGGCACCAUAG
Prorocentrum cordatum is the source of this 338-nucleotide messenger RNA. Lineage: Eukaryota; Dinophyceae; Prorocentrales; Prorocentraceae. The record is from the annotation of a GenBank genome assembly.